Anisakis simplex (herring worm) is the source of this 210-nucleotide messenger RNA. The record is from the annotation of a GenBank genome assembly. NCBI's taxonomy places the organism in Eukaryota, Metazoa, Nematoda, Chromadorea, Rhabditida, Anisakidae.
UUGGAUUUCACACUGGUAACAGACGGUGGUGAUGAGGGUGAAUGUGACGAUUUGGGCGUUGCUCAACUUGACCUGAGUUCGAUUAGAAGUCGCCCAAAACAGUUGAUUCGAUUUUUGGACGUCAACGGUGAAGAAUUGGCCGAACUCGAGGUGGAAAUGACGUAUUCAGAGAAAUUAAUGAAAUAUUUCGAAAGCGAUAUUGACGAAUGA